UUGUGUUUCCCGGCAGCAUCUAUUUAGUACACAGAACAGUACCUUGUACGAUUGAAUCCAAGGGUACGGAGCGGUUCAUCUGAUGAAACUCAUCUUGUGUCUACCGAUUGGUGAUAAACGUUUUGUGCAAACGUAAAGUGCCAUUCCCGUUCGCGCCUUUAUAUCACUGGAUUAUCGCGUGCAUCAUGGCUGGAAUUAAAGGUUGAUCACGCUGGCCUUCGCAGGGUCUGUGGGAAUGACAUUUCUUGUUUUGGCUUGCGCCCUUCCUCAGCAUAAUUGGUGGCCAUUUUUUGUGGUCAUGUUUUACAUAGCUUCGCCUUUCCCUGUGUUGAUCAGUCGACGCUACAGCGACGGGUCGUCGUCUUCCAGCGCGUGCCAUGAAUUUGCUGUUUUUCUCACGACAGGAAUUGUAAUCUCAGCAUUCUCGUUGCCCGUUGUUCUUGCUCGAGCGCCGAGCCUUGCACCAGUGAUCACAUGGGGAUCCUGCGGACUUAUUUUGGCCGCAAACAUCGUUAUGUUCCUAACCAUCGUCGGAUUCUUCAUAGCGUUCAACUCGGAAGAUUUGUCAUACAACAUGUGGUGA
Molecule: messenger RNA, 583 nt
Organism: Notodromas monacha
Lineage: Eukaryota; Metazoa; Arthropoda; Ostracoda; Podocopida; Cyprididae
Source: the annotation of a GenBank genome assembly